AUGGCCCCUUCACUUCUGGAACCCGUCGAGGACGCAUCGUCCACUUCCAAGACCAAGCAUGGUUCGGGUGAUCCCUCUCUGGCCUUUGUCCGGGACUCGGAGACGGCGCCGCCGACGUUUGAGGACAAGCUGGAGGAGCGCAAAUUCUUAAAGCACAGACUCGCCCUCGCCUUUAGAAUUUUUGCUCGUUUGGGCUUUUCCGAGGGCGUCGCUGGACACAUUACCGUGAGGGAUCCCAUCGAGCCUACCAGUUUCUGGGUCAAUCCAUUUGGCAUGCACUUUUCGCUCAUAACCGACGAUGAUUUAAUCCGGGUGGAUCACGGCGGCAAGGUGGUCGAGAGUGGCGGUAAUGACCGACUGAAUUAUGCGGCCUAUGCCAUCCAUGCCGAAAUACACAAAGCUCGACCCGAUGUGCUAUGUGCCGCUCACAGUCAUAGUGUCUAUGGUCGCGCCAUGUGCGCUACGGGCAGGUCACUAGAUAUGCUUACGCAGGAUUUCUGCACCUUUUACAAUGAUCAUGCUCUUUAUCCAAACUUUGCCGGUGUCGUUCUUGCAACCCAAGAAGGCAAAGACAUUGCGGCUUGUCUCGGCAAUAAAAAGGCGGCGCUGUUGGGCAACCAUGGACUGCUGACGGCAGGCCCGACUAUCGAGGCGACCGUGUCCUGGUUUGCUCUCAUGGAAAGGUGCUGCCAGGUUCAGCUAGCAGCCGAUGCAUCAUCGGCUGGAACGGGCAAGCCGCUUGUGACUAUUGGACACGACGAGGCAAAGAACACGUGGGAAGCCAUUGGUGGUGGUGAUGAGGGUUAUUUCCAGGGACUCCCUCUUUUCCAGGUCGCUGAGCGUGAGUUUGGCGAGAGGACAUAUCUUGGUAGAGGCUUGCGCCCUGUGUAG
This is a messenger RNA of Pestalotiopsis fici W106-1, 891 nucleotides long. RefSeq lists its product as uncharacterized. Gene Ontology annotation, cellular component: cytoskeleton. The coding region runs from base 1 to 891 and encodes 296 amino acids. The transcript is spliced from 3 exons. NCBI's taxonomy places the organism in Eukaryota, Fungi, Ascomycota, Sordariomycetes, Amphisphaeriales, Sporocadaceae. Gene Ontology annotation, molecular function: actin filament binding. The record is from RefSeq and is a predicted model, not a curated record.